CUUAGUUUCCCUUUCAUCUCUCUUGUGAUAGUUGGGCACAUCCUAUUCUGUCAGAUAUUUCUCUGAUGUGUCAUUCUGUCUGAUAGUCAAUUAGACAUCACUCUCCAACAUGGGUGCUUCCUUCUACAAACUAACUUUACCUUUAUUGCUUGGGAUUCAACAUGUGUGCUAAGGGCAUGUUUGUAUCCACCCAGACGGAUUAAAGGUCUGUGCUAAGGGCUAAGCCACACCACAACUAGAAAUAGGAAUUUUUUUCCCACCAGUAAAUAAUACAAUCUUGGGGUUCAUUACAGUUUUUUACCUCUUGGGUUAGAAUUCAUGCAUAGAAUUCUAAACUGUUGGGUUGAUUGUUGAUAUUAUAUCAUGCAGCCAUCAAUGCUCUGAUUCCAAAACAUUCUGUCAUCCUGCAGAGUAAUUUAAUAUUUUUAUAAAUUUUUAAUAAUUUUAUUUAUUUACGUUCCAGUCACCCCCCCCCAUGCCCUUCCCCACAGUUCCUCAUCCCAUUCCUCCUCCUCCUUGUCUCCACAAGUGUGCUCCCCCCACCAACCAAGCCUCCCUCUUCCCUGGGGCCUCAAGUCUCUUGAGGAUUAAGCACAUUUUCUCCCACUGGGAAUAUAUAUCUGCUAUAUAUGUGCCAGGGGCCUCGAGUCGGCCCACGUAUGCUCCUGGUUCAGUCUCUGGGAGCUUCCUGGGUAUUUACAAUUUUUUUUUGAUACUUAAAAUUUACUUUCUGUAGACAUUUAUCAAGUGCUUAUUAUAUGAUAGGUGGAGUAUGUUUGAGAUGUUUGAACAAUUUUAGUUUAGGGUAUUUCCAUAGCUCAGGCCAGCUCUGCCUCAGUCUUUGAAGUUCUGAGGUUACAGUCCCUUGCCCCCAAGCCCAGCUUCAUUUUCUUGGCAUUAGUUUGUUGGCAGCUGAAAUAAACCAAGUUGGCCUUGUACUCACAGAGAUCCACCUGCCUCUGCCUCAGGAACGCUGGGAUUAAAGGGAUGCGCCAUCACAGCCCAUGAACCCACAUUCUUACCUCUCAGUAUCAAUUGAUAAGUAUCUUAUUAGAUUUCAUUUUAUUUCAUGGGCAAAAGUAGAAGGCAUGAGUUCCUCUGAAACUGAAUUUACAGGCAGUUGUGAGUUGACAGAUGUGUGAGCUUGGGAAGAGAACUAAGGUUCUCUGGAAGAGCAAUACACACUCUUUAACCUCCUAUCCUCCAGCCCUUUUAUUUAUUUCUGUAAUUAGUUUUUUGCCUUCAAGUUUGAGGUGGGUACCCAAGAUUCAACCUCUGGUUUCAACCAUGCUAUGGAAGCAUUGUAUUACAGAGUGUUUCUGUGUUGUGUGUGUUUCUGUUCUGAGACUGGCCUUGAAUCCAGUCUGUAGCCUUGUCAGAUGCCUGAUUUUCCUGCCUCAGCCUCCCAUGUACUGGGAUUACAGGACCUAGCUAGACUGGUCUCUAAAUUUGGCAGUCUCUUUAUCCCCACCUCCCUUUCAAAAGUAAAUAACAGUUGCGCUUAAAUUUUUUUUUUUAAUCAACUUUUGGAAAAGCGAAAUGGCUCAGCGAGUAAAGGUGCUUGCUUCUAAACCCUAUGAAUUGAGUUCGAUCCCCAGGACCCAUAAGGUGCAAAGGGGCCAUCAACUCUAGCUAAUUGCCCUUUAACUUCCACUCAUGCUCUGUGGGACACAUGUUCUUCUGCCACACUUUUCUUUUAACUAAAUACAUGCAAUUAAAAUUUUUAAAUUAACCUUUUGUAUAAAAAUUCACGGCGAUCCCUAUACUAGCCAUUGCGUGUAGUGGACAGUGCGAACGCACGACUCUAGACGGCAGGUCCAGCUCUGGAAGGCAGGAGUAAGUUCCUAAAAGGAAAACUCCUUCACGUGUGUACUCGGGGGACAAGCCACGGGCCACAAGGACCCGCUGGGCUGCCUUUGUCUCUUCGCUUCCACUCUCUCCUGUCACUCCGGCCUUGCUAGCCAUUCAGAGCAGCCAGACCAGCUGUCCAAUAAAGGGCGCUGCCGAGCGGCGAGAGGCGGGUUUUUCGCCGCCAUGCUCCGGGUUCCCCUUUAAGGCUGAGCGAGGUGCCACUUGAGCCGCGCUUGCGAGCUCCGCUGCCAGGACCUGUGGGGAGAGUGCAGUCGAGAUCGGAAGCCGCGCCAUGGACUUGGUGACCUUUGAGGAUGUGGCUGUGAACUUCACCCAGGAAGAGUGGACUUUGCUGGAUCCUUCUCAGAAGAACCUAUACAUUAAUGUGAUGCUGGAGACCUGCAGUAACCUUGCUUCUGUGGGAAUCAAAUCAGAAUACCAGACCAUUGAAGACCAGUAUAAACAGCCUGGGAAAAAUAUAAGCCGUCAAAUGCUAGGUUUGGUCUGUGAGAAUAAAGAAGGCAAUGCAUUUGGAGAAACCUCCAAGAAAUCAAAUAUCAAUAGAAGUCUAGAGAUUUCUGCUCAAGUGGAACUAUGUGACUGUAGUUUGUUUGUUUUCUCGUCUCAUUCAUCCUGCAAUAGGAACAUCAUAACCCGCUCCGGAUACACUCCAUACGCACUUGAGGACUGUGGGGAGAAGCCAUAUCACUCCAGUUCUCUCACAACAAUUCACAUAUACGUGGGAAUCCACACUGUGAGCGGAGCGUAUGGAUAUGAAGUGUAUUCAAAACCUGUGGGUGCUCCAAGUUCAUGUGGCACUGGUGAGCAAAUUCAGAGUGGAGAGCAGCCCCAUGGAUAUACUAUAAACAAAACAGCCUUUAUUUGCCCCAGCUCAUUUUGCAGCAGCGAAGUAACUGACACUGAAGAAAACCCUUCUGAAUGUAAACCAGGUGGUACAACUCUGAGUCCUUUCAAUUACCCGCCGUUUUGCAGUGGAACUCAUAAUGGAGGAAAGCAUGUUGACUGUACACAGUGUGUAAAGGCUUUCAGAUGUCACAGUUCCCUUCAGAGACAGGAAAGAAUGUGUGCUGAGGAAAAACCCUAUGAAUGUAAACAGUGUGGUAAGUCAUUCGUUUACCCCUAUUUACUUAAAAUGCAUGAAAGGCAUCAUACGGGAGAGAAGCCUUAUAAGUGUAAGACAUGUGGUAAGGCAUUUCUUUGUUCCUCUUUCCUGCAAAGACAUAAAAGAACUCAUACAGGAGAAAAACCCUAUAAAUGUAAGCAGUGUGCUAAGCCCUUUAGACGCCUCAGUAAUCUUCAGGUCCACGAGAGAACUCACAGUGGAGAGAAACCCUAUGAGUGUAGAGAAUGCGGUAAAGCUCUGAGAAGCCACAGUUCCCUUCAAAGACAUAAAAUAGUCCACGCUGGGAAGAAACCCUACGAAUGUAAGCAGUGUGGUAAGUCCUUCAUUUAUCCCUACUUACUUCAAACCCACGAAAGAUCCCAUACUGGAGAGAAGCCCUACAAAUGUCCCCUGUGCAGUAAAGCCUUUCGUUGUUCCUCUUUCCUGCAAAGACAUGAAAGAACUCACACCGGGGGAAAACCCUACGAGUGUAAGCAGUGUGGUAAGGCUUUCAAAGGGCACAGCUCCCUUCGCUUGCAUGCAAGGUCUCACGGCGGGGAGAAGCCAUAUAAAUGUAAUCUAUGUAGUAAAGCUUUCCUGUGCCCCUCUUUCCUCCGAAGACACGAAAGAACUCACACUAGGGAACGGCCCUACGAAUGCAGGAAGUGUAACAAAGCCUUCCGAGGUCAGAGUUCUCUUAAGUUACAUGAACGAUCUCAUACCGGAGAGAAACCCUAUAAAUGUAAGAUCUGUAGUAAAGCCUUUCUAUGCUCCUCCUUCCUCCAAAGACAUGAAAGGAUUCACUGUGAAGAAAAGCCCUAUGUGUGUAAGCAGUCUGGAAAAGACCUUAAAGAUAGAAGUUCCUUUCAAAGACAGAAAGUGUCUCAUGCUGGCGAAAAGCCUUAUGAGUGUAAGCAGUGUGGUAAGUCCUUCGUUUACCCGUGUUUACUUCAAGUUCACGUCAGAACCCACACUGGUGAGAAACCCUAUAGGUGUAAACAGUGUGACAAGGCUUUCAGAAGUCUCAGUUACCUUCGCAUACAUGAAGGAAGUCACACCGAGGAAAAGCCCUAUGAAUGUAAAGAGUGCGGCAAAACCCUCAGCUGCUCCAGCGCCCUGCAGUUACACACACGGACACACACGGGAGAGAAGCCCUAUGUGUGUCAACAGUGUGGGAAAGCCUUCAGGGGAUUCAGUUACCUCCGCGUCCACGAAAGGACCCACACUGAAGCCAAGCCCUACGAGUGCAAGCAGUGUGGGAAAAUUCUCAGCUGCUCGAGUUCCCUUCAACUGCACGAAAGAACCCACACUGGGGAGAAACCUUACUCGUGUAACCAGUGCGGGAAAGCCUUCAGAGGUCUCAGCCGUCUCCGAGUCCACGAGAUAAUUCAUACCGGCGAAAAACCCCACGAAUGUAAACUCUGCGGGAAAGCUUUCCGGUAUCGGAGUUUACUUCGCGUCCACGAAAGGACCCACACCGGUGAAAAACCCUAUGCUUGUAAACAAUGCAGCAAAGCCUUCAAAAGCCUCAGUAACCUGCGGAUACACGAGAAGACUCACAGUGGGUUCUAUGAGUGUAAGCAGUGUGGCAAAACCCUCAGUUCUUCCAACUCCCUCCAAGUACACGAAAGGGUCCACAGUGAAGAAAAAUCGCACGCGUGUAAGCAGUGUGGCAAAACCUUCCGCCGGCUCAGUAAUCUCCAGGUCCAUGAAAAAACUCACGCCGAAGGGAAGCCCUACGAGUGCAAGCAAUGCGCUAAGUCCUUCCUUUAUCAGUAUUUACUCGAAAAGCAUGAAAAGUCUCACACUGCAGAAAAGCCCUAUAAAUGCAUGAUCUGCAGUAAAGCCUUUAUCUGUGCCUCUUUCCUUCAACGGCACGAAAGGAUUCAUAGCGCAGAAAAACCCUAUGAGUGUGUACAGUGUGGCAAAGCGUUCAAAGGCCUCAGUUCCCUUCAGCUACACGAAAGAGCCCACGCUAGAGAAAAGCAUUAUGACUGUACACAGUGUGGUAAAACCUUCAGAUGUCACAGUCUCCUCCAGGCGCAUGAAAGAACCCAUACCGGUGAAAAACCCUUCGUGUGUGCAGAGUGUGGCAAAACCUUCAAAAGUGCGGGUUACCUUCGAAUUCAUGAAAAAACACACAGUGGUUUCUAUGAGUGUAAGCAGUGUGGUAAGAUUCUCAGCUGUUCAAGUUCUCUUCAGUUACACGAAAGAACCCACACCGGCGAAAAACCCUACGAAUGUAAGCAAUGUGGUAAGGCCUUCAGAAGUCAGAGUUCCCUUAGAAGACACGAAAGGAUUCACGCCGGAGAGAAACCCUACGAAUGCAAGCAGUGUGGGAAGUCCUUCAUUUAUCCAUGCUACCUUCAAAUGCACGAGAGAUCUCACACCGGAGAGAAGCUCUAUAAAUGUAAAAUAUGUAGUAAAGCCUUUCUUUAUCCCUGUUUCCUUCAAAUGCACGAAAGAACUCACACCGGCGAAAAACCUUAUAAAUGCAAGCAAUGUGCUAAAGCCUUCCGAAGUCACAGUUCCCUUCAAAUGCAUGAAAAAACGCAUACAGGAGACAGACCCUAUGAAUGCAAGCAGUGCGGGAAAGUCUUGAUAAGUCAUAGUUCUCUUCAGAGGCAUAAAAUAGCUCAUGCCGGGAGGAAACGUUACGAAUGUAAACAGUGUGGUAAGUCCUUUGCGUAUCCAUAUUUACUUCAAACUCAUGAACGAUCUCACACUGGAGAGAAGCCCUAUGAGUGCAAGGACUGCAGGAAAGCCUUUACUUGUCACCGUUCCCUUCAGAGACACAGAAAAACACACACCUGAGGGGAAGGCUCUGUAAAUGCAAACUAGAUUAGACUACCUAGUUCUCUUCAAAUGUGUGAAAGUACUGGGAAAAAGAGCUAAUGAAUGUAAAACAAAUGCUGAAGUUUGUUGUUGUUGUUAUUGCUGUAGUUUGCUAUGGAAAGUUUAGAAGGAUUCAUUUGGGGGAGGGGAACCCUUGAAUUGUGCUAAGACCCUCAGUUCCAUUUGAAGACAUGAAACUACCUGGUGUUAAAACUCAGAAUGUAAUAUGGUAUUUCAUUUCUUAGAUCUACUAAAAAAUACAUAAGCUAAUGAAGGUAGUCACUUGGGAAGUAAAGCUUGUAUUUUAACAAUACUAAAAAUCAUGUGAUAACUCUGAUUAGGGGAUCUUACAAAUCUAUGUGUAUCCUGAGCUUGUUCCCGCCCGCAGAAACACACACAGGACACGCCAGAUUCUUCCGUGGUUAACUUUACUUCAUAACAUAUUGUGGUAGACAAAGAAGGCUCAGAAAGUAUGUGGCUUAAAUACCCUUAAGGCGUGACGUGUCUAAACUAGGACUGGUAGCUACACCCACGAACCUCAUGCACCCUAGGGAUAGGCUAAACGCCCCAGGGGUUGGGCUAGUGCCCUGGGGGAUGGACCGUGCCCGGAAAUGGGCUGGUGACUUUUGGCGGGUUUUUGCUUUUAGCACAUGCGCAUAUAGCUUGUUCUUUGUUUAGGUGGUAUAAGGCACUGCGGAGCCAGCACCAUCUUAAGAUGGUAAAUGUUAUUGCGGCUCUCUACACUAUGUGUGUUGAAAUGUUGAAGCAAAUCAUGCUAAAAGCUUUAUAACAUGAAUAAAAAGCUAUGCAUUUUAUGAAUGUAUGGUGGUUUCCAGUGAUUUGCAUUUGAAGAUAUUCCCAGCUGCCCCUGAUAGAUCAGGCCGGUACUCUUGGGUACUCUGGUUUGCUGCAGCUGAUAGCAAGUUCAGGGCCAGCCCAGACAACUUAGUGAGACCAGUCUCAAUAAAAAAUUGGAAAGAAAACCAAAGCCACUCAUUAAUUGAGCUCUGGUCUCCCAGUGUAAUUUCUAGUCCUAGCAUAAGAGAAAUGAGAAGGCGCCUAGGUGAUGAAUUUCCAUUUCUUUUACAGGAAAACACUGAAGUGAAAGUUUCCUAAGUGUAGACAUGAACUUUAACUGCAGAAAUAGCUGAUGCAGAUUGCUAGACAAUCUCUUAAUUACCAUAGAUGUACCUGAUAGUGUAGCCCACCAUACACUUAUGCUACAUGGUAUCAGUACUCCACUAGUCUGUGGAAUGUCGCUUCAUUGUAUAUUUUAGGCAUGGUACCAACAAAUAUGUAUCAAAAAAACAUUUGGCAUGAAAGUAAAUGCUGUAUCUAUGAAGAGUACUUAUUGUGAGUGGAGUUUUGAGGACUGGAUUUUAUUCAAUCAGAGACUUAGGUGAAUAUAAACUCCUAGGACACAUUAAUCUACUGUAAAGUUUCAAUACUAUAGACUUAGUUUAUUGUAUAUUGAUGUUUUCCUAAAUAUUAAACUAACUUAAAGCUUUAUACAGUGUGUAUAAUUUUAAUACUUUUGAUUUUUGUGAGAACAGUGCUUAAAAUGUAGCCAUUUUAUGAUUGUUUAAAACUAUUUCUUUGUAUGCAUAUUCUAUAUAUAUUUUUGCAUUAUAAAUACGUUUUUAAAAACAUUGUGAAAACCAGCUGUCACUUAGAACAGAGGCAGGAGGGUUGGUAUAGCUUUCAGAUCUAUAUGCACUGAUUCUCAUGUGCUCCCACAUCACUCCCCUACGUUGUAUCGUAUGAUUAACUGCACCUUCCUUUGUUCUGAUCAUAUGACAUUGGCAUUGCAUGUGAUGUCAUCCCAUGCAAUGCCUACUAACAGCUCCUUGAAGCACCUCAGCUCACACACAAGACUUGCUGAAUGUUGCAAACGGAAGUACUUUUACUAAAUAACCAGACUUUUCGGCUCUUAUGGAAAUAAUGAUUUCGUUGUGGGAAACAGACCGUCCUGUUUUUCCAGUGUCAUUCAUCAGCAUGUAAGUACUAGAUUAACUUAUCUUUCCAUUAUACUGUAGAGUUUACCUUUAAAAGUUGCCUGAGUUACUGACUUGUAUUUUAUUGAAAAAGAAUCAUUCAAUAAUUAUUGGGUUUCAAUAAUGAAAAAUAUUUUUAACAACUUAUGAAAUGGUCCUAUCUGUAUUUCUGCCUAGUAUUUUAUGUGAUGUUCUUUAUAUUUUCCAAGUAUAAAGCCAAAGUAUCAACUCUGAAAAACAUUGAUUCCCUGUUCACUGCAUUAUCAAAUACUCAGCCAAGAUUUACUCUUUUAUGUAAAAAUAAGUAUGCCUAUUUUAUUAAUGUACAAGCUUAACUUUCAUAAUAAAUGAUAAAAUUAUCUAGUUACCAAA
This is a messenger RNA of Mus musculus (house mouse), 8175 nucleotides long. It is a transcript of the gene Zfp619, whose product is annotated as zinc finger protein 619. Bases 2144 to 5788 code for a protein of 1214 amino acids. Gene Ontology annotation, biological process: regulation of DNA-templated transcription. The transcript is spliced from 4 exons. Gene Ontology annotation, cellular component: nucleus. Gene Ontology annotation, molecular function: sequence-specific double-stranded DNA binding. The record is from RefSeq and is a predicted model, not a curated record. Lineage: Eukaryota; Metazoa; Chordata; Mammalia; Rodentia; Muridae.